Molecule: messenger RNA, 2226 nt
Organism: Glossina fuscipes
Lineage: Eukaryota; Metazoa; Arthropoda; Insecta; Diptera; Glossinidae
Product: V-type proton ATPase catalytic subunit A
Exons: 5
Coding region: 188-2032 (614 amino acids)
Biological process (GO): ATP metabolic process; proton transmembrane transport
Cellular component (GO): proton-transporting V-type ATPase, V1 domain; lysosomal membrane
Molecular function (GO): ATP binding; proton-transporting ATPase activity, rotational mechanism; ATP hydrolysis activity
Source: RefSeq, a predicted model, not a curated record
GAAUACAGAAAACGCAGCAAUAUCAUAUUAAAUCGUUGAUCAUCGUUCGGCUAAGAAAUAUUUUAAGUUUUGUGGAGAGAAAUUAAUUCGAUUAGAAAUAAUUUACAUAAAUUAAGACAUAUAAGUCAAAAAAAAAUUUCCGAUCAUUCCAUUAAAAUAAACAAGUUUGCACAAAAAAGCCUGCAAAAUGUCCAACCUUAAAAUGUUCGAUGAUGAAGAACAUGAAUCCAAAUUUGGACGAGUGUUUGCUGUCUCCGGUCCUGUCGUCACGGCCGAAUGGAUGUCUGGUUCGGCUAUGUACGAACUGGUUCGUGUCGGUUAUUAUGAAUUAGUGGGUGAAAUUAUCCGUUUGGAGGGUGACAUGGCUACUAUUCAAGUGUAUGAAGAAACUUCUGGCGUUACAGUUGGUGAUCCCGUUUUAAGAACGGGUAAACCAUUGUCAGUUGAACUAGGUCCUGGCAUUAUGGGUAGCAUUUUUGAUGGUAUCCAACGUCCAUUAAAGGAUAUUAACGAACUAACCAGUUCCAUUUACAUUCCGAAGGGUGUUAAUGUACCCUCCUUAGCACGUAAACAAUCUUGGGAAUUCAAUCCUUUAAAUGUUAAAGUUGGCUCCCAUAUAACGGGAGGUGACGUGUACGGCAUCGUUCAUGAGAAUACAUUGGUGAAACAUAAAAUGAUUGUUAAUCCUCGUGGCAAGGGUACGGUGCGUUACAUAGCACCAGCUGGUAAUUAUACUGUGGAAGAUAUCGUCCUAGAAACGGAAUUUGAUGGUGAAGUUACAAAGCAUACCAUGUUGCAAGUUUGGCCAGUGCGUCAACCUCGGCCAGUAGCCGAAAAGUUACCAGCCAAUCAUCCUCUCCUAACGGGCCAACGGGUAUUGGAUUCUUUAUUCCCUUGCGUACAAGGUGGCACCACUGCCAUUCCCGGGGCUUUCGGUUGUGGUAAAACUGUAAUAUCACAAGCUUUAUCGAAAUAUUCAAAUUCGGAUGUUAUUAUUUAUGUGGGUUGCGGUGAACGUGGCAAUGAAAUGUCUGAAGUCUUGCGCGAUUUUCCCGAAUUAUCGGUUGAAAUUGACGGCGUUACCGAAUCUAUUAUGAAGCGUACUGCUUUAGUGGCCAAUACAUCUAACAUGCCUGUAGCUGCUCGUGAAGCUUCCAUUUAUACGGGUAUCACCUUAUCCGAAUAUUUUCGUGAUAUGGGUUACAAUGUGUCCAUGAUGGCCGAUUCCACCUCCCGUUGGGCUGAGGCUUUGCGUGAAAUUUCAGGACGUUUGGCUGAAAUGCCUGCCGAUUCUGGUUAUCCCGCCUACUUGGGAGCUCGUUUGGCUUCAUUUUAUGAGCGUGCUGGGCGCGUCAAAUGUUUAGGUAAUCCUGAACGUGAGGGUUCAGUAUCUAUUGUCGGGGCUGUCUCACCACCUGGUGGUGAUUUUUCGGAUCCCGUUACUUCCGCUACUUUGGGUAUUGUCCAAGUGUUCUGGGGUUUGGAUAAGAAGUUGGCUCAACGCAAACAUUUCCCUUCGAUCAAUUGGUUGAUUUCUUAUUCAAAAUACAUGCGCGCCCUGGACGACUUCUAUGAUAAGAAUUUCCCUGAAUUUGUACCGUUGCGUACCAAGGUGAAAGAAAUCUUGCAGGAGGAGGAAGAUCUUUCGGAAAUUGUGCAAUUGGUUGGUAAGGCCUCGCUAGCAGAAUCCGAUAAAAUUACUUUGGAAGUCGCCAAGCUGCUGAAAGACGACUUUCUACAACAAAACUCUUAUUCAUCCUAUGAUCGUUUCUGUCCCUUCUACAAAACGGUGGGCAUGCUAAAGAAUAUGAUUGCGUUUUAUGAUUUGGCUCGUCAUUCCGUGGAAUCGACGGCACAAUCGGAAAAUAAAAUCACUUGGAAUGUUAUACGCGAAGCCAUGGGCAAUAAUAUGUAUCAAUUGUCCUCUAUGAAAUUUAAGGACCCCGUCAAAGAUGGAGAAGCAAAGAUCAAAGCCGACUUUGAACAAUUGUAUGAGGACUUGCAACAAGCCUUUAGAAAUUUGGAAGAUUAGUUUAUUAUCUCGUUAUGAUUACAGUAUUUCUUGCAGCAGUAAGCACCAAACCAAUCCCGUCUCACAAAUCACAGAGAAAACUUUUAUUUGAUUUUAUGGCUUCCUUUGUCCAUAAACAUGAAUCAUAGGCGUUAUUAUUCCACUUAAUAUUUUAUUGUUCUUUUUCUUGUUUAAGUUUUUAAAGUGUUUUUUUU